This is a messenger RNA of Phascolarctos cinereus (koala), 720 nucleotides long. The record is from RefSeq and is a predicted model, not a curated record. Lineage: Eukaryota; Metazoa; Chordata; Mammalia; Diprotodontia; Phascolarctidae.
AAAUGAAACUGAAAGUGAGUCUGAGGGAGAGAAGGAAAGCGAAUCUCAGAGGUUCCUGGUGGAGAGGGCUUCAAGAGCCCCGGGAGGGUCCUGGGGAAUGGUGGGAAGAGAAAUGCUGGCCCUGUACCUGCUCAGCCCUGGGCUGCUAUGGAUUUCAGGCUGGCAUGUGGUGGAGGCUGGCAUGAAGCUGAGGAAGGUCAGCCAGCUGCCCUGCAUCUUGGAGAUCCCCGUAGAUCCCUCCACGACCCUCGACAAAGAGCCACGCCCUCAGUGGCAACAUAUUCAGCUUGUGCUAAGCAGUUCUGAGAGCCAGACCCUGGCCCGCCAGGCCAGUGAUGACACCUUCCUAUUGUACGACAAGGCAGGGGUCCUUCUCCCUCAUAUGGACAAGGAUGUGGAUAAGCUAGAGUGCAGGAUGAACCGCUACUUCACCGCCAACACGCAGAUCCUGUGGCCGGGCCUCCCUCGGCACCAGGCCCAGUUGCCCACCUGGUACAUUGUGACUAUCACCCACACAGACAGCAGUUUCAGAAUCACCACCUUCUGCGUCCAGCCUGCUAACCCUGCCCAGGGCCCUGGGCCAGCACCCCUCUCAGGAGUGUUUUCCCUUCACACCAAGGCCUCCAAAGUCCAGGUGAAGCUACAGGGGUCGGUCCUCCUCAGCUGUGGAUUCACCGUGGACCAUACCCCCCGAGGCUGAGGCUGUGGACGUGAUGUGGA